This is a messenger RNA of Psilocybe cubensis, 1455 nucleotides long. RefSeq lists its product as uncharacterized. NCBI's taxonomy places the organism in Eukaryota, Fungi, Basidiomycota, Agaricomycetes, Agaricales, Agrocybaceae. The record is from RefSeq and is a predicted model, not a curated record. Gene Ontology annotation, molecular function: phosphoprotein phosphatase activity. Bases 1 to 1455 code for a protein of 484 amino acids. The transcript has 7 exons.
AUGUUCUCUAUCAUUUCGAGGUCAAUACCUCGGCGUACUCUGGUACAGUCCGCCAGGUACUACUCAAAAAAGCCUCCCGUCCCCCCCUCGCCACCCAAGAAAAAAAUCAAGCCCACCCCACAGCGGCAGCCUGAGACCAAAGCGACUUCAGCCGAGGAACCAACACCGAAGGUGUCCGAGCCUAUUCCAGAGCCAGAGCAGCCAGCUGCUAUCACCGGUGUACCAACACUAGACUUCUCACCUCCGGGGACAGAGCAAGAAUACCAAAGGACGGGUGCACGGUCGUCCAAAGGGUCCUUGUCAUCAAGUGAACGCAAGAGACGGUUCGCGAGCAGGGUUUCGCUUGGAUUACUGGCUCUCGCGUUUGGAGCGGGUGCGGUUUACAUGGGCAGAGAAUGGGAACCUGAAGAGUUGGCGGCGAAAAAGAAGAAAAUAGAGGACGCACCCUCAACGCGUUGGGCGCGGACAAAAGAACGGUUUACAGGCCUAUUUGGUUUCUUCGUUGAACCAGCUUGGCCAGAGCUCCUUCCUCCACCCUAUCCUCCUCCUCACCAGAAACCAUACACACUCCUUCUUUCCAUUGAUGAUUUACUGGUGACUUCAACUUGGGAUCGCAAAAACGGUUGGCGGACGGCGAAACGACCUGGCGUCGAUUAUUUCCUUGCGUAUAUCUCCCAGUUUUACGAAGUUGUUAUCUUCACAACACAACCUUCUUACACUGCCAGCCCCAUUCUCGACAAACUUGACCGAUACAAUUUCUACAUCAACUAUCGCUUGUUCCGUGAAGCUACCCGCACUCUAAAUGGCAAAAUCGUCAAGGAUCUAUCGUACCUGAAUCGUGAUCUAUCCAAGGUCGUCAUGAUUGAUACUGAUCCGGAACAUGUGUCUACACACCCUGAAAACACAAUCAUUCUUCCCAAGUGGAAAGGCGACCCUAAGGACAAAAAUCUCGUGGCAAUGAUUCCUUUCCUAGAGUCCAUUGCUAUCUACAAACCGGGAGAUGUUAGACCAAUUCUUCAGAGAUACGCUGGAAAGGAUAUUCCACUUGAAUAUGGCAAGGUCGAAGCGGAGAUGAAAGCCAAACACAUCGCGGAAUGGCAAGCCAAGCACAAAAAUAGUGCUGGCUCUGGAUUCUCAUUCGGUGCUCUUCUCGGCAUGUCGGACACUCCUCACCGUCCUAAGAAUGUCCCUCCGCCUACUUAUCUGGAACAAAAGCGCGCUGAAGCUCAAGCCCAGUAUCAACUAGAGAUGAAGUAUGUCAACGAUAAUCGCGAGGAACUGGAACGUCUAUUGGAACAGGACCAGAAGGCCAUGCAAGCCCAGGUUCCUGGCUCACUUUGGGAGGCCAUGGACCAACUCAGAGGUAUUGAGCCUCCUAAACCCGCGGCUGACUCUGCCUCGACCGUUCCCACUGCUGCACCCACCACACAGCCUCCUACUCCAACCAAGGCUUGA